ACCUCUCGUUAAAUUUAAAGUGACAGAGCAGCGAGUCUGCGCAGCGCUUAUCUGUUCUGAUGACAAUUAGCAGAACCUACCUAACUACUGUAACCUCUAACAGCAAAACUGCCAUCAACCAAACACUAACCUCAGAUGGCUGAGGAACACCUUGGCCUGAAGAGGAACUGCUCCUUUGCUCUAGGAACGCCCAACCCCGCGCACCAUUGGUCUCUUAGCAACCGUACAACAAAAUAACGUGAUGUUGUUUUCAUCUCGUGAUUAAAGCAUCUUGGACAGUUCAGUCGAUUUUAGAUGUAAUUUACUUUUAGAGGAGCAUGUCUGAAAAGGCGGCAGUACUGUCUCUGGGUGAUGUUACUCCCCUGAUGUGCUCCAGUGCCCAACCUAGUCCACAGCCCCAAGCCAGACCUCUCCUUAAGAUUCUGGACCCCUCACAGAAGAAACUGGCAUCCUUGGAGACGCAGCGCAUUGCAGGUGUGCUGGACAACUGCAUAGCCAAGGUAGAGAUGGUGGCCAUGCUUCCAGCUGUUCUGGAACGCCUUGGAGGGCUUUCAUUUGAACUUGGGGUGGAGCUGGAGGGAGCUUUGCAGGAACACAAGUGCCUUGGACAGAGGCUAGGGGGCUUGGGGCAGAAGUUGGUCAAGGAGGAAGAGGGGGAGGCAGGGGAAAGAGGAAGAGAGGAGUUAAAGAGGGCCAUCCAGAGCUCACUGAGGAACAUUCUAAGACUUCUUACAGCCCAUGCAGCCGCUGCCCAUGCCCUUAGAAGUGAAGCAGAGGUAGGGGUGCAGGAUGUAGGUGAAGGGGUUCAAGGGCUGAUAACAGGGCUGCAGGAGUUGCGGGGGGUGCUGUUAGAGAAACUUCUUACCAGCCUGGCUGAGGAACAUGAAAGAACACGCUACAUGCAGGAGUUGUCUCUGUGCCAUGGCAACAACAUGGAACUAGUCGCUACACUGGAAACAGAAGUAACAGCUGCCAUCAAAGACAGAGAUGCAGAGAUCUUCAAGGAAAAUGAGGUGGUCAGAAAGUUGAAGGACUCUCUGGAACAGAUGAAAACAAUCUCUGAGGACUUUGUGUUACGGACACAGCAGGAUGCUGAUAAGCAGAGACAGUCAGAUGCCAAGACCUCUGAGGGGAAGCGGAUCUGCUUGCUGCAGGAAGCCAAUCAGCUGAGACUUCAGCUUAACAACCUGAUUGCUGAGAACCACCAAGGAGAGAUUGCGCUUCGCAAGAAAAAGUACAAAGUGGAGACAGAAAUUGAGAACUGGAUUCAGAAGUAUGAUGCUGACAUGGGAGAGAAACAGAGAGAGCUGGAAGAGUUGACAGAGGUUUAUAAGGAAGAAAAGGAGGAGCUGAGAGAGCUGGAGGAGGCGUAUGCUGUCCUGGAACAAGAGUUCAGUCAGGUCCAGGAGGAGCGACAUGCGGAUGAGGCGAGGAGGGAGGAGGAGCAGAAAGAGCUUGUAAGGAGGAGCCAUGCCACCACAGUGAUCCAGGCCUUCUGGAGGGGCCACCGCAUCCGCAAGUCCAUGAGAGGGAAGGGCAAGAAGGGCAGCAAGGGCAAGAAGGGCAAAGGCAAGAAGGGCAAAUAGCAGUGGACCUGUGGCCUGAUCAGGACAGACUAUUAUUCCAGCAUCAUUUCUAAUAUUUUUGGGAAGACAUGGGAGCUCCUCAUGAACAAACUAAUUUUCCUUUUUUAGUUUUUACAUUUUAGCUAUUUAGAUGGCAGAGUUUAUUUCAAUACAUUUUGUGCAACACAGCUCUUUGUUACUAUUAUCUCUUUACCUCUCUGUUUUUGGUGUUAAUUCCUUUAACUCUCUGUUUGGUAUUAAUGCCCGUUUUAAAGAGUAAAUAUGAGUGAAACCCAUUUUUUAUCUGGGGAAACCGAUGUUUUAGGUUUAGUUAUAGGGAAACAUAUACAGUAUGAUGGUUGAUUUCUUUGGUCUCAUAGUUGUAAAUUAAACUCAGUUUUGCCGCUAACGGUCCAGAUAUUUUGAAGUUUGUAACAUACUAGCGACACCUUCCAAAGGUGCAUCCUUCUCACUCAUGGGUGGAACCACUUCAAGACUCAUUAGCAGGUGGAAGCGCUCAUUUGGCUGUGGGAGAGUUAAGAAUGUUUGUUAGUUAAUUAUACUAGACAUUUUUUAAUUUUACAAUUUUA
Molecule: messenger RNA, 2155 nt
Organism: Esox lucius (northern pike)
Lineage: Eukaryota; Metazoa; Chordata; Actinopteri; Esociformes; Esocidae
Gene: drc10
Product: IQ motif containing D
Exons: 6
Coding region: 318-1586 (422 amino acids)
Molecular function (GO): protein binding
Source: RefSeq, a predicted model, not a curated record